Molecule: messenger RNA, 1326 nt
Organism: Fomitiporia mediterranea MF3/22
Lineage: Eukaryota; Fungi; Basidiomycota; Agaricomycetes; Hymenochaetales; Hymenochaetaceae
Product: phosphoglycerate mutase-like protein
Exons: 14
Coding region: 1-1326 (441 amino acids)
Biological process (GO): dephosphorylation
Molecular function (GO): phosphatase activity
Source: RefSeq, a predicted model, not a curated record
AUGGUAUUGGAUGUCGAUGGCUAUCCAGUUGCACCAGCAGAACUUGCUCUUGCACAAGUGCACGUCUACCUCCGGCACGGUGAACGUACGCCUGUGAGGGUGCGGAUGGCGGAGCCACCUGCUUCAAUUCCAGCUCACUGGACUUUAUGUAGAACUGCCCGUCAAUUCCAUGCUGCCGUGGCAACAUUUGGUGAAGCGGUCUUGGAUGCACCUCGGUCUUCGGAUAGAGUGGAUUUCUUGCCCGCCAAACGUCUUGUAGAGCAGGCAGAUGGCAAUGUUCUUGACGGUGAAUGCCUACUUGGAGAGCUCACAGAUGUUGGUAGACAGUCGACAUUUAAUCUAGGUCGUUCUCUGAGAAAGCUAUACGUCGACAAGCUCGGGUUUCUUCCAGAUACGAUGUCGGAUAACACAGAAGGAUAUUUCCGGUCGACGAACAUUCCCCGAACUAUUGAGUCGUUACAACAGGUCAUGCAUGGGUUGUAUCCCCGCGCAAAACUUGCACAUGGCAUCACUCCAGAACUACGUGUGAGGAACGGUGUAGAUGAAAACCUCAUCGCGAAUUCGUAUACUUGCAAGCGUCUGGAGCAUCUACUUAUUGGCUUUGCUCAGGCGGCGGCCGCUGCGUAUAAUCACACUCUCGAGCCUCUCGAUGAGAAGCUCUCAAAAUAUAUUGGUGGUAGACCUGUCCGCAUCGAUGGACAACCAAGAGCAUCUGGGAUACUCGACACGAUCAAAGCAAGUAUGGCAAACGGCAUCAAAGUUCCUCCAGAAUUCGAGGACAAGGAGGUCUUGGAUCUAAUUGAACGGGCGGUCGUCACAGAGUGGUUUUCAGCAGAUAAAACGGAGGAAGUAAGACGACUAGGCAUGGGUCGCCUUCUCGACGAUCUAUCUCAUAAAAUGGCUCUCAAGGCAGCACCAGCAUCAACCGCGAAAACAAACAAACCGCGAAUACUAGUGCAUAGCACGCACGACACUGCUCUAGCAGCUCUACUUGCGACCUUUGACGUAUUCGAUGAUAAAUGGCCCGCUUUCACGGCUUCAAUCACCUUUGAACUAUUUAAGAAAGCGUCAGUGGAGCAAGGGCAAACGUCAUACUUACAAACUGUUCUCGGCACCUUCUCACCGUUCAAGACAACUAAACCUACUGAACACUUCGUUCGCAUGCGAUACCAAAAUCAAACUAUGAUACUUCCUUUCUGCGCCGCCAAGGGCAAACAUCUCGAAGGACACCCCGAGUUCUGUUCACUCGCUGCGUUCCGGGAACGGGUUCGGGAGUUCGUCCCGGCAGACUGGGAGGAAGCUUGCAAAUUACGACCCGCGUCAUAG